Molecule: messenger RNA, 975 nt
Organism: Paramuricea clavata
Lineage: Eukaryota; Metazoa; Cnidaria; Anthozoa; Malacalcyonacea; Plexauridae
Source: the annotation of a GenBank genome assembly
AUGGAAGGUAUUAUUGUUAAAGCGGUAAAUGGUGACAAAAUUUGGGCCUUGUUUGUGGAAAAUCAAGAAAUUUAUCUGGCAGACAUCAAAAAACAAAUGAUGGAAGAAAUAGAUGAAUUCUUACCUCAGAAAUUUUAUUUUAUGAGUGUCUGGGAUGUUCCAAUCAGCAGUGUUCAAGAGAAAAAAAUUACACUUCACCAUGCUCUACAUCCAGACGGUUGUCUUAUCAUUAAACCCGUUCAAGUCGAAGAUACACGAAAAAGGACAUUAAAUGAGGACGAAGGUGAAUCUGCAACGAGCUCGGAUUUUUGCGAAAGCAAUGCAAAGUAUGUCAGUGUAGAUACAAGUCAUACGACGCCAGCUAAGAAAUUUGCGAAAGUACAGUCUACCUUGACAAGUUACUUUGGGGCGUCAAGUAAACCGGAGAUAAGACACCCUACGGCAUUAGUGCGACAGGGUGUAUACAUUUAUAAAGAGCAUGAGAUAGAAAAAGCCAAAGGGACUGAAAAGAAAAGGAGAAUUUUUUGGAACGAGAAAUCCGAUGAGAUAUGUAAAAAUGAAAAAUAUAACAGUUUAAAAGCAGAUGAUAUCGACAAACUGCUUCACGAGAAGUGGAGGCUCCAUAAGGCUAGUCUCUUAGAAGAAGAGAACCAAGUUGUCACUAAUAGAAUUGAAAAAAUACUGUUGGAUAAUCCAGAAAUAGGUUCCAAAAUACCCAGUUCAAGAGCUGUUAAAAGUCACACAAUAAUAAAAAAUCUUGAGCGCCUAGAUUCUGCAAAGAAAGCAGUGGAGAAGAGUCGACUAAGCUUAGAUGAACUGUAUACAAAUAAAUGUCAGCAACAGGAGAAAAUUAGGAAAAAACAAGAAAGGCAUCAUGACAACUAUAGAGAACUUCAAAAAGCUGAAGAUGCAUUAAGGCAAUGCUUAGUUAAAGAAACGCUUUUUGUCAGAUAUUAUCGAGAAACUUCAUUUUGA